This is a messenger RNA of Theileria equi strain WA, 878 nucleotides long. RefSeq lists its product as hypothetical. The transcript has a single exon. The coding region runs from base 96 to 878 and encodes 260 amino acids. Lineage: Eukaryota; Apicomplexa; Aconoidasida; Piroplasmida; Theileriidae. The record is from RefSeq and is a predicted model, not a curated record.
ACUCUAGAUCUAAUCAGAACCAUCGUUCCUGUAAUUCUGUGGUCAAUUUCACUGACUUUAUUGUUUUGUGAAAUAUAUAUGGGUGGUUUGUGAAAAUGUUGCAGAUUGGAACUAAAGUCAUCAAACGUACUUUAUUCAUAAAUCCAGCUGCUUCCAAGUUACUAUCCAGAACGCCAUGGAACCAUCAUUCCAUGCGUUUCAAGCAGGAUUUUAAAUUUGGGGCUUAUGAAUUUGAACAACCAGAAAAUCCUUGGGAAGAUAGAUCCUACAGAAAUAUUAAGAUAAGCCGUGCGACCGGUUGGCCUUUGUUAUUAGCACCGAAUUCUACACAUCCAAUGUGGCAGCCUCAUCUAUCUGAUGACAAUACGGUCAUGCCUAGAGAUGGUUAUGGUUGCUUGGCUAGUUUUCCCCCCGAGGUUUCCACGAGGAUAACUCACACCUACAGACUCCCCCCUCAAUUUUAUCCCUUCUUAAAGAGAUUGGGAGAUGAUACACCGGAACUUAAGCCUUACAUGGAUAAAUUAAUGACUGGAAGCUUCACUAACCAUGACUAUGAAGAAAUGUUUUACAAAUUUGCAAAGCCACUAAAAAUAUAUCGCAAACUUAUUCCAAAACCAUACAGAACUGUUGAGGAACAGGGCAAGGAAGAUGAGGUCACAUGGGAAUCAUCAUGGCUCAGUUAUAGACAAAAGGUUGCUGCAGAUUACAAUAUGUCUGCUGAAAUGAGACAAUUUCUUAUUGGAAUGUUAAUAGGAAUUUAUUUUGCGUACUUGUGGCUUCAAAUGCACAAGCAAUAUAGACUUGAUAUGAGACUUUAUUAUCACGAAGCACCAGAGCACAAGUACUUUUGGGUGAAACCCAGGGGUGAUUUGGUUUAA